Linum trigynum is the source of this 2298-nucleotide messenger RNA. Lineage: Eukaryota; Viridiplantae; Streptophyta; Magnoliopsida; Malpighiales; Linaceae. The record is from the annotation of a GenBank genome assembly.
CCUUAGGUGGGAUUUUAUUGUGGUAGUCAGAGCGAGUCAACACCACAGCCCAAUGAGUCCAAACCCUAAAUAUUGAUCACCCACUUCUUCUCAGCGCUGCUACCUCUUCUUCCAGUUCUCUCUUCUCAAAUCUUCUUCCCGUUCUCUUUAAUGUCCCUCCGGCCUAACUACCCUCUGGACGACGAACGCUUAGUUGAGCCUAGCGAUGAUCGACGACGGUCUCAUAUUUAUCUACUCAUGAUGGCGGCGAAGAAUUCCAACUUCCAUGCGCGCGACGACGGCGACGAAGGAGCUCUCCAACUUCCAUGCCUCUUUAGAGUUUGCAUGCUCCCUCUCUUGCUCGAUCUCCCCUUCCCGUGACUCCAAUCGCCAAAUGACCCCGACUCGCCUUGUCGCCUCCCGGCCACCAUCCGCCUUAUCAAUGUCGAUUGCAUCUCUCUCUGCUUGCCUCUCCGAUCGAGGCCACCUCCGAUUGGGCAACAUUUUAGGAGGGUCGGGAGUUCCGGUGUCGACAUAUGGUACUGCGCCGACACUGCUUUGCAAGCAUCACUGACACAGCAUUCCUCCAACUUCCAAUGCUGCCAUCAUCGUUUGUAGAUCUGAAAAGAAAAGGGAGAAGAAUAUAAAGGGAAGGAUUGUGAGGAUAAGUGGGAUUGAAGUCGCGAAAUGGCGGAGAGGUCAAAUAAGAAUUAUGCUAGUCGGAAGAAAACGACUUUGUUUUGAGCAGGAAAUAGCUUCAUUCGGUUUUUGGGUUGAAACUGGACCGGACCGGAUCUCAUACAGGCCGAUUUUGGUUAAAACCAUAUUCAAUCCAAUCCCGUCUUUGGUUGUGGUAUUGAGCAAAAUGGUUUUAAAAAACCGGGUUAAUUCGGUCCAGUUUAACUGGACCGAACCAUUUCUCACCCCUAGUGUCAAGCACAAAGAAAAAAUGAGAGGAGAAGCUUACCAGAGGGGUAGGAGUUUUCAAUUUUGUGAGGGAAGAGUAGAAUAAGACGAAUGAAGUCGAUAACGUUGAAGACGGAUGAAGCUCAAGCUCUCAAAACAAGGGGCAACUCAAUGGUGUUGUUAGAACGGAUUGGAAAAUCGACACCGUUAGUAAUCUAUCUUCCAAUUGACGACUGAUAAUCUGUCUUCAAGUCAUAGCGAUAGAUCGUGCCAUGCCAAAACCCUUCUCCUUGCAUCGUGUCUCACUAUACACAAUGACCAUGGGCAUACCAGACCUCAAAGUCCCAACUGAAGGUCAGGCACCUUGCUGAAAAAGUGAGGUUUCAGGCGCCCUAUCAAAGGUUAGGCCCCUCGACAAAGGAGCGAGUUGCCAGGCGCCCCACUGAAGGUUAGACACCUCCCUGAAGGAGUGAGGUGUCAGGCGCCUAACUGCAGGUCAGGCACCUCGGCAAAGGAGCGAGCCACCAGGCUCCUCGUUCAGUUUGGGUCUUAAAGAAACUAACAACAAGCUGGGUGACAAGUGCUUAGCCAAAGCAUCGAAUCAAGCACUCUUCUAAAAGAGCACAAGUAAUCGAAAUAAAAAUGGAGCAACUCAGACAAUGAAUGGAAAGCGGGAUUAACAGGGGGCAUCUUUUGGCAAAAAUAAGAAAAUGAGAAAAGAGCUCUAGGCGCUCGUUUCAAAUGGGCAAGGUACAAAGUGUUUAAAGGAAAACUGAUAAGUUUGUUUCAAUUUCAUUUGAUUGUCAAGAUAGAUUGAAUCAUCUUAAACGAUUUAAAACGCUCAAAUAGUUGGAAGAAGAUCAUAUCGGCAGAGCAUAGGAGCUCCUUACAAGAUGUUAGUCGCAUCCUCUAAGAUGCAAGAGCAGGCACUCGGGAAAUAAUUGAUGAGAAAAGGAAGAAUACAAGCGUCAGGUGCUUGAUAAAAGGGGCAUGAUUGCUUCUUCAGCUAGUCUCCGUUACUUGAGACAUGUGCUUAUUCUUUCUCAUUUUACUGCAUCUUGUUUGGAAGCAAGCACACCCUCGAGGGUACGCAAGCGCUCAACAGAUCAGAAGAUCGAUAAGGGAAUGAAGCACUCACUUGAAAGGAAGAGCCUGGUGGCGAUUAAGUAAAGAAAGAGAGCUGGCACUUGAUUGAGAAGACGAGAAAGCAAGGUUAGCGAAAGACUCUUUAUGUUGACGCAACCAUGAUACUCAUACCGACGCCAAAGAGGCAAUUGAUAUGGUAUGAAAGUAAAGCCUAAUACUUAGAGAAGGUCCAUAAGAAGAGUCCAAGAGAAGCCAAGACAUAGGGGCAAAAUCAUAGAGACUUACAUCAUCAGAGGGAGAAGACAAGAAUAAGAGACAAGUUGGCAC